UUUUGGUAACAGUUUGGUUAAAAAAAGCCUCAGAAACAUAAAACAUCCCUCUUCUCUUUUAAUUACAGAGGAACAAGAAGACGGAACCUUUGAGAUCAUCAUCACUCUUCGGUUUCUUCUCCAAAUCCUUCAUAUGAUGUCGGACGGAGGAGCACCGUCGAGGUACGUUAAGUUAACAAAGGAGCAAGCUCCCGUCGAUGAGAUUAAUCCCGGCGAACUCAAUCAACCCAUUGAGGUUUCUCAUCUAGCUGUUCACAAAUGUAACGAGUGUGGCCAACCUUUACCUGAGAAUUUUGAAGCUCCUGCUGAUGAGCCUUGGACUACCGGAAUCUUCGGCUGUACUGAGGACAUGACUAGUUUUUGGCAGGGACUUAUCUGCCCAAGUGUUCUAUUUGGACGUGUCUAUGAGACUCUGAGUGACGAGGAAACCUCGUGUACCAAAGCAUGUAUUUGCCAUUCCAUUGUAGUUGAAGGAGGUCUUACUGCUGCGUCCAUUGUUGCUUGUGUUCCCGGUAUAGAUCCCCAUACCUCUUUUCUUAUAUGUGAAGGCUUGUUGUUUAUUUGGUGGAUGUGUGGUAUCUACACUGGAAACGUCCGUCAAAAUCUUCAGAGGAAAUAUCAUCUCAAGAACUCUCCAUGUGAUCCAUGUAUGGUGCAUUGUUGCCUUCACUUUUGUGCGAUUUGUCAAGAGCACCGUGAGAUGAAGAACCGUCUUUCGGAUAACUUUGUGAUGCCCAUGACUGUUAUUAACCCGCCACCGGUUCAAGAGAUGAGUGCCUCUGUCCCGGUCUCACACCAUAGCUCUGAUCUUGAGAUGAGGCCAUUGUAGUUGUUUCAACCAGAUUCAAGGUUUUGUUUUGUGUCAACCUCAUCAUCUCUAAAUCUUCUUUUUAUGUAAAACUGAUUUGGUUUGUUUCAAACUCACAUAGAUGGAUUCUGUUUUUUUUUUUCAUAAUGUAUUAUAAUCAAUGAUUUAUCCUUAUCUUAAAAUUAAGAUUUUUUC
Molecule: messenger RNA, 1003 nt
Organism: Camelina sativa (false flax)
Lineage: Eukaryota; Viridiplantae; Streptophyta; Magnoliopsida; Brassicales; Brassicaceae
Product: cell number regulator 6
Source: RefSeq, a predicted model, not a curated record